AUGACCAACUGGAGCAAUUGGCCCUGUAAUCAGGGCGCCGCCCAACAACAGCAACAACAACCGCCGCCGUCGCCUUCCCAGCCACGGAUGCCCCUCGACGGCAGCGUGGGCGCCCGGCGGGCGGACCGCAACGAUGCACUGGAAGUAAAGCUUAGACAAAUGAGGCUUCCACUGGCGCCUUUGGUCCAGUUAACGAGCGGGCAGAUCCAUCCCAGCUUCCCGCCAACGCUGCUCAACUUCUGGCUCCUCACGGACGCCCAGCUGGACGAGCUCGCGCACUUCUACCACCAGCGGACGCCGUGCCAGUGGACGAGGCACUACCCCUGCCCCAUAACCUGGCAGGAGGGGCUGAGCAUCGAGGAGAAGCGGAGGAAGAUCGGCAAGUUUAUCGGGCUUAGAGGGUGGAAUAAGUGCGAGACACCGUUACACGUCAAGAGCGAGGACGAGAUCAUCGAGGAAGCCAGACAAGCCCGGCUGAGAGAGGACGAAGAUGAGGCAGUCAGGAGAAAGAUACCGUGGUAUCGAUAG
This is a messenger RNA of Diaporthe amygdali, 528 nucleotides long. RefSeq lists its product as uncharacterized. The transcript has 2 exons. The coding region runs from base 1 to 528 and encodes 175 amino acids. The record is from RefSeq and is a predicted model, not a curated record. Lineage: Eukaryota; Fungi; Ascomycota; Sordariomycetes; Diaporthales; Diaporthaceae.